This is a messenger RNA of Malurus melanocephalus (red-backed fairy wren), 1572 nucleotides long. RefSeq names its product coiled-coil domain containing 59 (gene CCDC59). The coding region runs from base 381 to 956 and encodes 191 amino acids. The record is from RefSeq and is a predicted model, not a curated record. The transcript is spliced from 4 exons. Gene Ontology annotation, cellular component: nucleus. NCBI's taxonomy places the organism in Eukaryota, Metazoa, Chordata, Aves, Passeriformes, Maluridae.
CUGGUCUGAGGUGGCGCCGAAGAAGGCCCUACUCCUUGGCCCAGCUUCGAGCGGCCUCGACCCGAGCGUCCCAGCUGGGGCCAGCCCGGCCAAGCUUAGCRAGGGAUUUGGUCUGGCUGAGCCCGCAGCCCCGCCUCGCCUGCGGCCCGAGUGGAUGCUGAUGGCCGUGGGCUUGGGUCUGGGGGCUGCAGUGCUGGCUGGGGCGGCCGGUGUAAGCUGGAGCUUCCAGGGCUCGAGAUUGUAGCACCUGGGCCUGGUGGUGAUGGUUCUCGGGUUUAGGACUCGCUUUUAGUCUUCUAUAUAGAAAGCUGUACGUUUAAAAAGGAAGUAUGUUUGAAUAAAAGUUCAGACUAGUGAUAGGUAAUUAUGCAGAUAUAAAAAUGAAUAGGCAAAAGAGCAUCAGCUUCAGCAGCAUUUCGCUGAAGUUGCAGCCUUGGAGAAUGAACAAAAGAAAAGGACGAGGAUUUGCAUUUCGGAGAAAACAGAAGAUUGAACGACAGUACAGGAGAUUACUGAAAAAGAGAAAACACGUGCAUUCACAACAGGAUAAUCAGUUUACUGAUACCUAUCCAGAGCACUUGAAACAUCUUUACCUCGCAGAGGAAGAGAAGCUUAAGAAGCAGUGCAGGACUCCAGAUGAUUCAGCGUCAUCAGAAGAAAAGCUUAAUAAAGCAGCACAGUCAGUUGUGACUCAAGGGAAGUUUAAAAAUAAAACGUCCAAUCAGAAAGCAAAAGAAGUGUAUGAGAAAAUAAAGGCUGAGCAUGCUAGAAGGAAAGAGGAAGCAGAAAAAAGAAAACAACRAAGAGAAGAAGCUCAACGUUUGUACAAGCAAAGGAAGAUGGAAGCUUAUAAAAUACUGAGUAAGAAGACAAAGAAAGGGCAGCCAAAUCUAAAUUUACAAGUAGAAUUUCUUCUUCAGAAAAUACAGAAAAUAGAUAACAUCUGCAUACAUUGAGUUACCUGUGGACAUAUUAUUAAACUACUUUCAAUAAAUACUGUCUUUUUGCCUCUACAUUACUUUCAUUAUUGCCUUGAUUUAUCUUGUCAGUUGAGUAAUGGGAUGAAAAUAUGUAUUCUAUGCUGAGAGUGAAAGGGAUCUGGUACCUUAAAAAUAAAUGGUCUGUAUUUCUAAACUUAAAUUCUAUUAGCUGUAAAACAUCCUGAAUUCAAAAUAAUAGGCCAUAGCACCAUCUGAACGUGAAACUAAUACUCCCUGCAACUGUGACUACUCAAGUUAUACUUAUUUGGGAGGACUGAAAUGAUGCAUGUGACUUAUUUGAUAUCUCAUGAACUGAUAAUUCUAGAAGCACAUUUUGUGUGAUGUUGGGUAUCUUUGUCAGAUGGACUAGGAUAGCUAUUUUUUUAUCAUUCUCCACAAAGAAUAAAACUUGCCAUGGGUCUAAAAGUGGUUUGAAUGUAAAGAUCUUGGUAAAAUAAUUGUUGGUCCAUUCAUUAAGCUGCUUUGUAACUGGACCUACAAUGUAUGAAUUGCUCUAGUCUGGGAUUCACAGUGCAGUUCUGUUAAAAUUUAUACACAGAGUGCAGAAUAAUAAAGCAGUCCUGAAUGAAUC